Messenger RNA from Peronospora matthiolae, 957 nucleotides. The record is from the annotation of a GenBank genome assembly. NCBI's taxonomy places the organism in Eukaryota, Oomycota, Peronosporomycetes, Peronosporales, Peronosporaceae.
AUGUCGUUUAGACCUGUGACGCUGAAGCUGGAGAAAGUGUACAUCGGCUGUGUCCUCGUGUCGAAGAAGCGGUACGUUGGCAACAAGUUUGAGGCACCAACACAAGAAACGGGUGUUAUCGAGUCAAAAGGGAUUGAGACGGUUCGACGUGACUCUUGCAAAGUGGUUCAACACGCGAUGCAAGUUUCUCUGGAGACACUUUUCGCAUCGUGUGACCUGUCCAAGGUGAAGCAAACCCUGGAGAAAUACUGGCAACAGAUCUUGGAGCACCGCGUGCCACUCAAAGAUUUCAUUUUCGCGAAAGAAGUUCGCUUAGGGACGUACAGCAAUGGAAGUGCUCCCCCUGCAGCGCUUGUCAGUAUGAUGGCCAUGGAAAAGGAUCCUCGGGCAGAGCCACGGUAUGCAGAACGGGUGCCCUAUGUUGUAGUUAAUGGGCCUCCCGGUGCACGGCUCAUGGACUUGGUCGUGUCACCUGAUGAGUACUUUGACAAGCGAAAACGGCACAGCAUCAACUACCACUACUACAUCAACAAACAGAUCAUUCCGAGCCUCGAGCGACUUUUUCUGCUGACUGGAGCCAACAUUCGCUUGUGGUAUGCAACCUUACCUCGGUCGUCUGUGAAAGCUCGCCAAUUCGACAAUGCCACACCAACCCGCCGAUCAAGUCGCGGCUGUCGGUCCAUUGACUCGUUUUACAAAAGUAAACACUGUCGGCUGUGCGGGUCACUUGGCAUUGACACGUUGUGUGCAAAUUGCAUUGCGAAUCCGCAGCGAAGUCUGCUAGCAAUCCACACGGCGGCUACUCGACACGAGAAGGCCGUCAUGACUCUCGAAUUUGCAUGUACAGCAUGUGCAGACCGCGAUGCGUUCACGAGCUGUAACAACGUCUCAUGUCGCGUGUGGAACCACAUCAAGCUUUUUGAGACAGACAAGUCCACUCUAUCGUAUCAGGAAUGA